This is a messenger RNA of Dictyostelium discoideum AX4, 1887 nucleotides long. RefSeq lists its product as hypothetical. The transcript is spliced from 2 exons. The coding region runs from base 1 to 1887 and encodes 628 amino acids. Lineage: Eukaryota; Evosea; Eumycetozoa; Dictyosteliales; Dictyosteliaceae. The record is from RefSeq and is a predicted model, not a curated record. Gene Ontology annotation, molecular function: acyl-CoA dehydrogenase activity; oxidoreductase activity, acting on the CH-CH group of donors.
AUGGCCCAAAACAUAAAAGAAAAGAAUACUCAAACUGGUUAUUCUGGUAGAGAGUAUUUCCAACAACAAUCACCAUUAUUAGGUAAUCAAUAUAUAGAAGAUACUCAAUUAAUUAGAGCUUUACAAAGAGUAUUACCAGCUAAAAUUCUCAAAGAGAUUGAAGGUGAUUUAACACAAUUUGGUGAACGUGUUGUUAAGGAUAUUUUAGAAUUAGGUAGAGCUUCUGAAAAUAAUCCACCAAAAUUAAUUCAAUAUGAUGCAUGGGGAAAGAGAAUUGAUAAAAUUGUAGUUGAUGAAUCAUGGAAUAAAUUAAAAGAUAUUGGAUGUUCAGAAGGAUUAGUAUCAAUUGGAUAUGAAAGAAAAUAUCAAGAAUAUAGUAGAAUUUAUCAAUAUAUAAAGAUUUAUUUAUUUGCAUGUUCAUCAGCAGUAUUUGAUUGUCCAAUGUCAAUGACUGAUGGUGCAGCACGUUUAAUUGAAUUGUAUGGUGAUAAAGGAAUGAAGGAGGAUGAAUAUAAACAUUUCAUAUCACGUGAUCCAAAGACAUUUUGGACAAGUGGUCAAUGGAUGACAGAGAAAACUGGUGGAUCUGAUGUUUCAAAAUCUGAGACCAUUGCAGUUAGCAGUGGUAGUGGUGAUGGUAAAACAUGCAAUCUUAGUGGUUACAAGUAUUUCACAUCAGCAACUACCUCAGAGGGUGCAAUGGUAUUGGCAAGAGAUGUUGACGAUGCAAAAACCAUGAAAGGUGCAGUUGAGGGAUCCAGAGGUUUAUCAGUUUACUUUAUAAAAUUAAGAAAACCAAAUGGUGAACUCGAUCGUAUUCAAGUUCACAAGUUAAAGAAUAAAUUUGGAACAAAAGCAGUACCAACCGCAGAACUUGAGUUAAUGGGUACACCAGCAGUUAGAGUUGGACCAAAAGGUAGAGGUGUACCAGUGAUUGCCUCCAUAUUAAAUAUCACUAGAAUUCAUAAUGUAAUCCAUUCAGCAGCCACAAUGAGAAGAUGUGUUGCAAUUGUAAGAGAUUUCGCUCAUCGUCGUACUGUAUUUGGUAAAUUAUUAAAAGAUAACUUAUUAUAUCUUUCAACAUUGGCAGAGAUGGAAUUAGAAUUUAGAGCUAGUUUACAUUUACUUUUGGAUGUUACCUUAUUGUUGGGUAAGAGUGAACGUAUUGUUGAAAAACAAUCAUCAAAUAGUGAAGAACAAAAACAAAUUGACCUCCUAUUACGUAUUGUUACACCACUUUCAAAAUUGUAUACUGCAAAACAAAGUGUUACAGUCGCAUCAGAGGCUAUUGAAGCAUUGGGUGGCACUGGUUAUAUGGAAGAUUCCGAUAUGCCACGUCUAUUUAGAGACACUCAAGUAACAUCGAUUUGGGAAGGUACAACCAACGUUUUAUCAAUGGAUAUUUGGAGAACCUUAAAAGAACCAUUAACAAUUAAAUUCUAUUUCCAAUCAAUUGAAAAUCGUUUAAUUCAAGCAAAUAAAUUAUUAAAUAAUGAUAACAAUAUUCAAAAAGUUAUUUCAGUAAUUAGAGAAGCAAUGAAAACUAUUCGUUCAGUUAUUGAUAAAGUUAUGAAUGGUGAUAUGGAAUACGCAGAAUCUAAUUCACGUAGAUUCGCUUAUUUAAUGGCACAAACUUAUAUGGCAUCGCUUUUAUUAGAACAUGCAGUUUGGUCAAAGGAUGAAUUGGAUGCUCAGGUCGCUGAAAGAUGGUGUUUUGUUAAACUUGAAAAUGGAAAAACUAAUAAAAACUCUACAAUUUCAUUCACUGAUGUUGAUGAAAAAUGGAGAGAAUUAGACAUUAAAUUAGCUUUGGAUUUAAAUGAACAUGGUCAACCAAAAUUAGGUACCUAUGAUAUUAAUUCAACAAAAUUAAGAUCAAAAUAUUAA